Molecule: messenger RNA, 1218 nt
Organism: Myxocyprinus asiaticus (Chinese sucker)
Lineage: Eukaryota; Metazoa; Chordata; Actinopteri; Cypriniformes; Catostomidae
Product: tumor necrosis factor, alpha-induced protein 8-like protein 2 B
Exons: 3
Coding region: 202-762 (186 amino acids)
Biological process (GO): regulation of apoptotic process
Cellular component (GO): cytoplasm
Source: RefSeq, a predicted model, not a curated record
CGAGGAAGUACAAGUCAAAUUAUCUUGUUACAGUGGUGUCAGCACAAGAAAGAGUUUGUGUAAAAGAUUUUGCUUUGCUUUUACCUGUCCAGGGAGAUUAUUUCAUCAGAUGAGCACUGGAUUUUACCACCUGAUCUGGGCGCAGGCAGAGGAGAUAGAGUUUAAAAGGAAGUGGGAGAGUGAACGAGAGAAAAGGCAGGCAUGGAGACGUUCAACUCCAAGGACAUGGCUCUGAAGGCCCAGAAAAAGAUCUUGAGCCAAAUGGCCAGCAAGUCUGUGGUGCAGAUGUUCAUCGAUGACACCAGCAGUGAGAUUCUAGAUGAGCUUUACCGUGUAUCAAAAGAGUACUCUGGAAACCGCUCGGUGGCCCAGAAAGUGGUGAAAGAUCUCAUUAAAGUGGUGGUGAAGAUCGCUGUCCUUUUCAGGCACAAUCGAUUCAAUGAUGAGGAGCUAAAGUUGGCUCAGACCUUCAAAAAGAAACUGCAUCAGGGAACCAUGACAGCCAUCAGCUUCCACGAGGUUGAUUUCACAUUUGACAAGGCAGUUAUGUCAGAAAUCCUGAAAGAGUGUAGGGACAUGCUGCUGAAGCUUGUGAACACUCACCUCACACCAAAAUCACAUGGACGCAUCAACCAUGUCUUUAACCAUUACUCUGACCCCGAGCUCCUUACCCAGCUGUACAGCCCAUCUGGGCCUCUCAAGCCCCACCUGACCAAAAUCUGCAAUGGGCUUAACAAACUACUGGAAGACGGGACGUUAUGAGGACAGUUAAAUACUUUCAGACUUUUACAGGAUUGGCAUGGGGGCCGCCUGUGGUCUCAAACUGCGUACAAUGCAACCAAAGAGGCAGAAUAUGAGAACAUUGUGGACUGGCCAAGAGCACUGGACUUCAGUUCAACAUUUGAAAUAAUGUUGCUGUGAUUAUAUUGAAUAUUCAAAUCCAUUCAAUAACACAAGUUGAUAUCAGCCACUAUCACUGCAUAAAUGAGCUCAGAACGAUCAAUUUAAAAAUAUUUUCAUCUGAACAAAUAUUUUAUCUGCAAAACUCCAGCUGUUGCAUGGAGGUUUUCCUAGACUACUUAUUUCUAACAAUGUUUAACCACUGAGGUUCUAUCACUCUGCUGUAAAGUAGACAAGACUGUGUCACCCAUAACUGUAAACAUAUUUGAGCGGAAUGUUUACCUCUCAGGACAACCAAAUAAUGAACACACAAACAAA